Acanthocheilonema viteae is the source of this 780-nucleotide messenger RNA. The record is from the annotation of a GenBank genome assembly. NCBI's taxonomy places the organism in Eukaryota, Metazoa, Nematoda, Chromadorea, Rhabditida, Onchocercidae.
AUGGGUCGAAAGAAAAAGCGUGUUGCGAAACCCUGGUGUUGGUACUGUAAUCGUGAAUUCGAGGAUGAAAAAAUUUUAAUUCAACACCAAAAAGCAAAACAUUUUAAAUGUCAUAUCUGUCACAAGAAGCUUUUCACAGGCCCGGGCCUGGCCAUUCAUUGCAUGCAGGUGCACAAAGAAACGAUAGAUAAGAUACCUGCUGCCUUACCCGGUAAAGAUUCAGUUGAAGUAGAAGUUUAUGGUAUGGAAGGUAUUCCCGAUGAUGCUCAAGAGGAAAGUACAAAGAAAGAGACGAAGAAUACAACUGCUCCGGUGCCUCCUCUAGUAACUCCAUUUCCAAUGCUACCUCCAGGUAUACCGCCUAUGAUUCCCGGUUUUCCACCUCUUCCACCUUCAGGAAUUCCUCCGUUUGGGCCGCCGUUUAUGCCAGGAGUACCGACACCACCAAGAGCUCUUCCGCCACUUCCAGUUGUACCUCCAGGUGGUGCCCAACCUGCACUCACAAGCAUGAAUUUACCACCUCGGGUACCAAUACCAAAUGGCCCGAUGGGAAUGCCAGGAAUUCCUGGUCCGGGAACAAUCAGUGCACAGCCUACACCUUCUGUACCAGCAGCUUUCCCAGCCUAUAGUGAUCCUUCUUCUAGUAAAACUGCAGAACCGGAACGGAUCCGGGAAAUACCCAAUCAAAUCCAAAGACUGGGGGCAAAAAUACACAUCAUGCAUCCUGACGAAGACAUAUCUUUGGAGGAACGAUUGGCAUUUUGCAAGGGAUUUAUCUAG